AUGGAGCAACUUUUUACUAAAGUGCUUUCUCCGACUGAUACAACCCAUAGGCUGACAAUUCCCGCGGCCAAUUUGGGAGAUUUCGAGUUUCCCAUGGGAGAGCAUGCAAUUGACAUUGAGGCAACAGACACUAUACAGAGACAGUGGAUCUUCAGGCUGUCCAUUCGCCAGGAUAACAAUCCAAACCCAAGACCAGCAUUCACCGGUCAGUGGAUUCAAUUUGUGAACGAAAAAGGUCUUAGGGUGGGGGAUAGGAUUAUUUUCUCCAGGCAACAAGUUGAAGGUAAUGGCGUGCAAUACAGCAUCAGGGCUGAGAGAAGAAUAUUCAAUUAUUGGGUUAAUGUUCAGUGA
Populus euphratica (Euphrates poplar) is the source of this 351-nucleotide messenger RNA. Its product is annotated as B3 domain-containing protein Os02g0764100-like. Bases 1 to 351 code for a protein of 116 amino acids. The transcript has a single exon. The record is from RefSeq and is a predicted model, not a curated record. NCBI's taxonomy places the organism in Eukaryota, Viridiplantae, Streptophyta, Magnoliopsida, Malpighiales, Salicaceae. Gene Ontology annotation, molecular function: DNA binding; DNA-binding transcription factor activity.